AUGUCUUCGAGAAAAGUAUGUGGAAGUUGUGAGAAAAAUUUUGGGAAGACAGCGUAUUACUCUCAUCUGCCGUGUCGUAUGUCAACGAAUUCCUCGUCAACAAGCGAUAAGUCAGACAUCUACAUAUUUUGUGAUCAUUGCCAGAAACUUGUCGCUAGACCAACUUACUAUGAACACAAACGUCAAGCACCUCAAUCAGAAUCAGUAGUCUCUGGAACUGUAUCUUCAAGGAAAGAAUUCGAAGAAACUGAACAGGAAGAAAGUAAUUCAAUAGAAGAAGAAGAUUCAGAGAUUGAAGAGUCCCAACAAGAGGAAAGUCGAGAAUUUUACAGUAGUGAUACAGAUGAUGGAGAAGAGAGUACCACCGGAAAUGCUUCAGAUUCCAAUGAUUGUAACCCAAAAGACUAUACUCAAGAAGAAGAGGAAGAAGAGCUCAUUUGUGAUGAAGAAAACCUUGAUUCUACUGAGGAAAUUACAGGCAAUCCCGGUUCAUUUGUUUCUUCAGAAUGUAAAAUUCUCAUCAUGUUUCUGCUGUUAUGGCAAUCAAUGUACAAAGUGUCAGACAGUGCAAUUGCAGUUCUAUUUAAGUUUUUCAAGAUGUUCUUGAAUUUGAUUGGUGGACUUUUGAGAAUUGAAUCUAUKAUAAACUUUGCAAGAACCCUUCCAGAUACAUUGUAUAUGGCAAAGGAAAAGCUCAAAAUUAACAAGGAUGAGUUCCAGACGUUUGUUGUUUGCCCAAAGUGCAUGACAAAAUACAAAGUUGAAGAAUGUACCAUCAAGAAGAGUAAUGGAAUAAUUAUGUCAAAGAAAUGUUCACAUGUCAAAUUUCCCAACCAUCCCCAUAGAAGAAGACGGACAGAAUGUGGUGCAUUUUUAAUGAAGAAAGUACGUUCUAAAACUGGCUCACUCUUUCUCCGUYCAAAAAGGAUAUUUUGCUACAAACCUUUGAUUUCUUCACUUCAAACAUUGAUAUCAAAGAAUGGCUUCCUAUCAAAWUGCGAAGAAUGGAAAUCUAAAGGUGUUAAGGAAGAUGGUAUUAUGGAUGAUGUGUUUGAUGGAAAUCUGUGGAAAAAAUUUAUGGAUGUGGAUGGAAAACCAUUCUUUUCAACAUUUGGAAAUUUGGGUAUCAUGAUCAAUGUAGACUGGUUUCAGCCUUAUAAGCACACUAAUUAUAGCUGUGGCGUAAUAUAUGCAGUUUUUAUGAACCUUCCUCGCGAAGAACGUUUUAAGAUAGAAAAUGUUGUUGUAGUUGGCAUUAUCCCUGGACCUUCAGAACCUAAAGGAAACAUUAAUUCAUUUCUACAGCCAUUUGUAAAUGCGUUAUCAGAUUUAUGGGAUGGUGUGGUGUUCAAAGAAUCCUCUUUUGACAUUGUAAAGGUUCGAGUGGCAUUAGUGGCUCUGUGCUGUGACGUUCCAGCUGCAAGAAAGUGUGGUGGAUUUGCUGGCCAUACAGCAACAAGAGGGUGUAACAAGUGUUUCAAGGAGUUUCCCAGGGAGGGAUUUGGUACCAAACCUGACUUUUCUGGAUUUGACACUGAAAACUGKGAGCAAAGAACAGAUAAGUUACAUCGUAGACAUGCCGAAAAGACUUUAUCUGCAAACUGUCCAACAAAAUUAAAAGAACUAAUUUCCAAGUCAGGAGCAAGGUACACAUCCUUGCUUCAGCUCCCCUACUAUGAUGCAGUACGGUUUGUGGUCAUUGACCCAAUGCACUGCCUAUUUCUUGGCAUUGCAAAACAUACCAUGAAAAUUUGGAAGGAGAAUGGGCACUUAACGGAAAAGGACUUUCAAGUCAUCCAAAAACGARUUGAUGCCAUUGCACCACCUUCUGACAUCGGAAGAAUUCCUGCAAAAAUAGCUACUGGCUUCAGUGGCUUCACAGCCGACCAGUGGAAGAACUGGGUAAUCUACUAUUCCCUCUUUGCUUUGAAGGGUAUUCUACCAAACAAGCAUUAUAAAGAAAAGAGCAUUGUAGGGGAAGAUGCCAAGAGUGAAUUUAAGUAUCUAUGUGAAACCGUGCUGACAGCUCSAACUCCAUUGGUAUAUGAGAAAGCUGCUGAACGAAUGGAAGUGUUUGUUGCCAUACACACCCAUCUGCAAGCAUGGUGGUCUUUGUGGAAAAAGCGCAAAAACCACGUUUUCCGUGCUUUUAAGCCGCUGCAUAACACCCCGAAAUCAAAUCAUGCUGAAAUUGGGCACUCGAGAUGGGUGAAAAUAGGUGCAGUAAACCUUUCCCUUAUUGAUGUMUGUCGAGAAGAUGUUGCUGAAAGUGUAAAGCUAUCAGCAGCUCUGCGAUCUUAUGGCUCUGGAGUUUAUAAAGGUGGUCAAGGUCCAAGCAGUGCUGAUUUGCAGAAGAGAAGAUAUUMUGAGCAGAACAAGAGGGCAGAUGCAUACAUAGAUGAACUGGAAAAGGUUGUCGAGGGUGAGGAAGUAGAAACUAGAGAWACCAGMAGUUUUGUUGAGUCCAACUCGUCACACAGACAUGAUCCUAGUACCAAACAACRACAGCAAAAGAAGACCCAKAGAUCUGCACCAUAUCGUUYGCAGAGAUCACAAUCAUUGAUCAGGUCAUUAGAUAUAGCAAAGAAAAGUUAG
Molecule: messenger RNA, 2595 nt
Organism: Exaiptasia diaphana
Lineage: Eukaryota; Metazoa; Cnidaria; Anthozoa; Actiniaria; Aiptasiidae
Exons: 4
Coding region: 1-2595 (864 amino acids)
Source: RefSeq, a predicted model, not a curated record